AUUAUACCCAAAAAACAUUAAUCUAUAAAUACCUGUACAGGUAAGUUGGAUUGGUGCUGACGAGUUACUGUACUACGCACAUUGAACUAAACAAAUGAAUUAAAACUGUACAUUACCGUCAAGAAGCGAGGAAAUAGAAAUGGACUGGUUUACACCAGUUUGUAACAAAGGUAUCAUAUAUUAGAAUUUGCUGGUCUUGUGUACUGGAUUUGGCAAACGUUUCAAGUAUUGCGUUACCCGUACGGAUGUACUCCGAGCGUCUAAAAUAUUUAGAACAUAAAUUAGUACAAGGCGGGUCUGUGUCAAAUUCCUUUUUGAAUGGGGAACCGGUAGAAAAUUUUCAGGAGUCCGUGGAUGUAAAGCCAGCUGUUCCUGAUAAUGACUUAAGUCCAGCCUUGGCUGGAAUAGGUAUUGGAGUUGCCAGCAUGUUCUUAGAGGUCUUAUUAUCACAUCCAUUCAUUGUAAUAAGAAAUCAGUGUCAAGUUGUGGAAUCAAGUCGAUGUCUUCAUUUAACCCCUUUCACCCUAAUACCUGUUGUUCGGAAGUGUAUACAAUCUCAAGGUCUAUCAUUUCUUUGGAAGGGGUUGGGGAGUGUGUUUAUCAUUCGUGGUUUAAACCUUAUGACUGAAAAUCUCGUUUGUGAACUUACACCACUACCCAAGGAGGUCUCCAAAUUGAGUUCGUCCAGACGCCUCCUAGGUCAUCUUCUUCUUAAAGUUUGUUCAUGGGUUGUUCUCACCCCAUUUUUCGCAGCAAGCAUCGUUGAACUUAUCCAGUCUGAUAAAGCUUCUGAACCAACCACCCUUCUUUCUUGUGUACUCGAUGGUUUUUAUCGCUUAUUUCACAUGCCGUCAUCCCCAAGAUUAGGCUCAGCAGGUUCAAUGUUUCGCAGUGGUCAUAUUAUCAAAAGCAUCCCGAUUGCGUCGUCACGUUUGCUGCCUGUUUGGCGUCUCUUUCCUCCUGUUGUUUUACUAAAUGUUGGUCAUUAUGUCGUUCGAUCGUUUGCAAACACUGUAGCUUUAUAUUAUUGGAGUGGUAAUGAGGAUCGUCUUGAACGAGAUGCGGAAAUAAACUUCAAUUAUAAGACUGAAGGUUUUAAUCGAAAUAAGUGUUCUCCUGGAUUUCCCACACCAAACAUACAUACAUCUAUUAGUGAGUGUCAUACAACGGAUAUGGAUACUUUAACUUACCAACGUCAGGACACCGCUUUACAGGCUAUCUAUGAUCGUUAUUAUGCCGACUUGUUCGCUGGGAUGACAGCUAAUUUUGUCGCAGAUGUUGUACUUUAUCCAGUAGAAACCCUAGUACUACGGUUAUGUGUUCAAGGCACUCGUACGCUGGUUGAUAAUAUGGAUACGGGUGAUGUAGUUGUUCCCAUUGUUUCUUCAUAUGAUGGAUUUUUUGAUGCACUUCGCUCUAGCUUGGGCUCGUCUGUUGGGAUUCUGGGUCUUUAUAAAGGUUUUGGUGCUCUUAUAGCUCAAUAUACCCUACAGGCACUGUUUAUUUUUGGGAUCCGUUGUUUGUAUGAACAUCUUCUUUGUCUUUGGGCUCCUCCACCUACUGAUAACAAAGUUUACUCAAAGUCAAGUUCCAGACCAAAUGUAUCUACCUCAUUUGAGGGCUUGGAGUCGGUUGCUGUUGGUGACUCUCCGUCUAUUGUUAAUAACUGCUAUUGCAAAAUAUAGCGGCUGGAAACAAUGAACCAUUGUAUGGUAUUCUACGUUACUGUCUGCCUAUUUGGUGCAUUAUGACAAUCUUUGUGCUCGCAUAAGUGUAAGUGUAAUUUCUACAUAUUUCAUCUCUAGAUGAUUAUCAUCAUAAGUACCCAUACGAAUUGGGAUGACAAAACAGAUAUUUGUAACUUUGAAUCUACUGCUUCUAAAUAGUCACAUAUUACUUUUGAUAUCCUCUCAUUUGAUUCAACUUGUAGUAUUAUAUAGGUGCAAGAAGAAUAUCUGAACCAAUUCAAAGUGUUUGUGGAUGUUUACGUUUCAGGUAUAACAUGUAAAUAUUUUGGAGAAACAUCUAGGUAUUUAAUUAAGUAAUCCUAGAUUAGCAUUCAAGCAAAUAGAUUAACACUAAUUGUUUUCAGGAAAAUUGCUUUAGAUUAAGUUCUCAUAGAGUUGUCACUGUUAAAUGAACGUUUGAAAUUGAAUCACAUUUCUUAUGUUUCACACUAUAAAAAAUUAUUAGAUGGUACGGCCGAGGGUGGGGAGAGUCAGGUCUCCUUCUCGAAAUGCUCUCACAUGGCCACGCGUGUACAGUCAGUGUCAGGGAAGUCCUACUCACUGCCUUCUUGCGGCGGGGGUGUUGUUUACGAGAAGACGAGACGCGAAUGUGCGGCGCUUUUACCGGGUUGGUGGAUAUUGAGCAUCCACCUAGGGAAGUUGGGAAACCCUGAUUCCAAACCAAUGAUGCACAUGAACUCCAGGAUCCUAAGGGAACAAGUGGCGUAUGAACCACUCAUCGGUCAUCGGCUACCAUGGGACGACUGCAUCUCCUAACGUUACUCCACUGCCUUGUGGAUCAGACCUUUAGGUCGAAACCACCUGCUUCGGUAUAUAUAUAAAUGAGAGAGAGCACUAAGUAGUUUUUGCGUAAAUUGCAAAAUAACCGGAACGAUAGGCCUAACUAAGAAUUUUAGUGAAUGUUUUAACAAGGCUUAAAUUCUUUUGUAUAUUGUAACUCACAAUUAGAUUUUUACUGGAAUUUGAUUUCUGUAAAUUCACAACUAAACCUUCCAACCAGUCAGUCAUACUCAACAUAGAACCUGGUACAUAUGUGCGUCAGUUCAAUUAGCCACGCCACAUAGACGCAGCGAGGUGCCGUAGUAACAUAGGUUCUAGAAAAAUUGUCCAUAAGCAUUAAGACUCGAGGAAAAAAUAUUUAAUCCCAACAAUGUGGUCUAAUGUCUUCAGUUACCUCUCACUACAAAAUACAAUAAUUUCUUCCGAAAUCAUCCUAACCAUAUAGUACACUAUAAUUGAUCGGUUCCAUACCAUUUUUCAGUCAAUUUUGUUUCACUCUUAGUAUAUGAUUUCCUAUCAAUAAUGACAAUUUUGAUUCUCUUAUCAUUUAAUGCAGAAAACAACUAUAAUAUUUAUGUGAAUGUGACUGAAAAAUUAAUUCAAGUACAACCAGAAUGCGUUUUUGAAGGUUUUCAAACUUAAGACAUCUGGUAAGUGACGGCUGUUUCAGAGGACAAUCUUCAUUACUCAUAAUGAUCAUCAUCUUAUUUACUCUUGGUGUUAUUCGGAUCAUAUUAUGCUUUGUCUUGGGAUUAGUAAUUGAGUCCAGGUUACUGAUAGCUACAGACCUAUUAUUUUCGAAGAGUAAUACUUACCAGCAACAGAUAACAUUUUUUGAGAAUAAUUAUAGAUUCAUGAUUUUUUAAGUCUUAGGUUUUGAAUUCUUAACUCCCUCUCUCUCUCCAAUUUCUCAUCCUGCUGCAGUAAAUCGUACUUUUCAUAUCAGUAGUUUGAUAUUGUGGUGGGUUAUUGGAUUUUCCGUCGUUCAAGGUUAAUUAUUAAGUAUAUUUACAAAUACUUUUGUAAUGAUAUUGAACUUAUUAGAUAUGGUAAAAUUUCUUUUGAAACAACCUGUCUUCUUUCUUAAGUUCGUAUCCGUUCAGCUGGUACAUCGAUGUGUGACCUACUCAUUCAGUCAUAAACUAUGGGAUCAUGUGUCUUUCCUCACUAUUCAAUCGCCCUUAUGCCCCAAUUUCGUCCCCAUCUUUAAACUAACUUAUCAAUAUCACAAGCUGAACGAGGUGAAUUUUCCAUUCUUUAUAAAAAGAGUAGCUGUUUUUAAAAAUAAUGUGAUCAUUGGGAGUCCACUGACUUGAAUAAAUUGACAAGAUAUAAUUUAAAUGGAAGUUAUUGAUUUUAGCGUAGUGUACUCAUCAGUAAUCAUCAUUAUGAUUUCCCAUUAAUUACUGACGUAUUGUUCUAGACUUUAUAGGCACUGUCAGUGCACUUGUUAAAUCUUAAGUCUUCUUAAAUAACAAUCUCACUUAUUCAACUACCCUCAUUCACCGAAUUCAUUCCGUAUAAAUUUAGACGUUUACUGACGAUAAACAAAUAUUUACAACGUGGUUAUAAUGUGCUGAUAGAUCCAUAGACGCUUUGAUUCUAAUGAUUACAACAUCGAAAUGUCAAUAACAAAAGUGAGAAGCUUAUCCCCUGAGAUCAGUCAAUAAAUUUAGGAAAGUAUGAAUUCUGAAGAAUAAUUAUGACGCAAUGUAAUAUCCCAUAAAACCAAAAGUCAACAAUCGUUAUGUACGUUUUUUUCAUCGCUUUUAUCUCCCAUUUGUUUUUGAUCACUUAGGUUGCGUUGUUUUAGGAAACCCACUUCUUACUUUAUCUGUCAGGAUGACCAGUUUGUGCAUAAAAAUAACAUACUCAUUGAGUAAAAAAUCGCCUGUCAUUUGUUCUUCCGACUGUUAUGGGUUACUAAUCAUUCUAGGAUGACGAAAUUUGUCUCAACUAAGAAAAUGUUCAUUGUUUUUUUUCUGUAACACAUUAUCACUGCAGUAUUAUCUGUAGUUUUUUGACUGACAUCGAGCCGUAGAAUAAUUACAUCAAACAAAGAAAACGGAUAGUUUGCCAGUGAUAUGUGCUUAUUGUUAUAUUUUAUGCUCUGUUAAUUAUAUCGAGAUACGAUUGUCAACUAGAGAACAGUGACUUAUCGACCGAACCAAUAACGCCUAGAGUUCUUAUUGAUCCUUUUUCUGCCUAGCAUUGCCUGUUGAGUCCAGAACGCAAAUAUCAACCUCCGUUAUGUGAAUCAUAUACUUGGUUUACAUUCAAACCAACCAGACCGCAUCAUACCAUGAAAUAGGAAGUAAUAAUUAUAUUUUUCGAUAAUGCAAUGAGAAGACGAAUUUUAUCAGAAUUAUGUGAUAUAUUUGCGCAAUACAUUUCGAACAAUCUGGUCACACAUAAUUAUUAAAACAUUUUUAUAUGAAAAUCAAAUGAUCAACUAGACAGGUUAAAGGUGAGCUGU
This is a messenger RNA of Schistosoma margrebowiei, 5004 nucleotides long. Lineage: Eukaryota; Metazoa; Platyhelminthes; Trematoda; Strigeidida; Schistosomatidae. The record is from the annotation of a GenBank genome assembly.